Messenger RNA from Anneissia japonica, 7108 nucleotides. RefSeq names its product fibropellin-1-like. Bases 173 to 6175 code for a protein of 2000 amino acids. The record is from RefSeq and is a predicted model, not a curated record. Gene Ontology annotation, cellular component: plasma membrane; protein-containing complex. Gene Ontology annotation, biological process: establishment or maintenance of epithelial cell apical/basal polarity; heterophilic cell-cell adhesion. NCBI's taxonomy places the organism in Eukaryota, Metazoa, Echinodermata, Crinoidea, Comatulida, Comatulidae. The transcript has 49 exons. Gene Ontology annotation, molecular function: calcium ion binding.
UGAUGAUUGCUUGGAUGCUCCCUGCUUGAAUGGCGCCAUCUGUAAUGAUGCUGAAUUUUCUUAUUCCUGUCAGUGUGCCCCUGGCUAUGAAGGCGACAAUUGUGAAACAAAUAUAAAUGAAUGUUCGUCAAAUCCUUGUCAAAAUGGAGCUGGCUGUGUGGAUGGGCUUGCUAUGUAUAGCUGCACCUGUACUCCUGGCUGGACCGGAAUAAACUGCAACAUAGAUAUUAAUGAGUGCAGUAGCAGUCCGUGUUUAAAUGGUGCAACCUGUAACAAUCUGCAGAACAUGUUUACUUGUACUUGCCUUGCGGGAUACACCGGAAGGCUUUGUGAGACAAAUAUUGACGAGUGUCAAAGCCAGCCAUGUCAAAAUAACGGUGCAUGUACCGACAGCAUUAACCAGUACACAUGCUCUUGCGUGGGUGGCUGGACUGGGGAUGUAUGUAAUGUUGAUUACAAUGAGUGCUCCAGUAUCCCAUGUCAAAAUGGCGCGCCGUGCGCCAAUGGAGUUAAUCGCUAUGAUUGUACCUGCCUGCCAGGUUAUAACGGAAUCAACUGUGAAAAUAACAUCAAUGAGUGUUUGAGUAACCCAUGUCAGAAUUUAGCUGUUUGUAUCGACAACGUUAACAGGUACGAAUGCGACUGUACUGCAGGUUGGACUGGUGCUAACUGUGAAAUUGAUAUUAAUGAAUGUGCGAGCAACCCAUGUGUGAAUGGCGUGUGUAACAACAACCUGAAUUUCUUUAGCUGCACAUGUGACGGCGGAUGGCAGGGCAAUCGAUGCGAUGUAGAUUAUGAUGAGUGUACAAGUAAUCCAUGCUACAACGGUGCUGUCUGUCAGAAUCUUGAAAAUUUGUACACAUGCACAUGUAGUGCAGGCUGGGAAGGAACCAGAUGUGAACAGGAUAUUGAUGAGUGUGCAUCGUCUCCAUGUCUGAACAAUGCGGUGUGUAUUAAUGGAGCUAACAUGUACUCAUGCAACUGCCAGCCAGGCUGGGAGGGAACAAACUGUGCAACAGAUACAAACGAGUGUGCCAGCAAUCCAUGUCAGAAUGGCGGUGCAUGUGUUGACGGAACAAAUCGUUUUGACUGCACGUGUGUACAGGGAUGGUCAGGCACUUUAUGCGAGCAAGAGGAUGAUGAGUGCCUCAGUGGUCCUUGUCAGAAUGGUGGUAUCUGUUUUAAUGAAGUUAGUAUGUUCAGGUGUGGAUGUUUACCUGGCUACAUUGGUGAGCGUUGUGGAACAGAGAUCAAUGAAUGUGUAAGCAACCCGUGUGUUAAUGGUAAUUGCAGCGACAAUGUCAAUGGUUACACAUGUGUCUGCUCCGCAGGAUUCAUUGGUUUUCAGUGUGAUACAGAGAUUAAUGAAUGUAACAGUAACCCCUGCUUCAAUGGUGGACUAUGCCAAGAUGAGAUCAAUGGGUACUCUUGUUCCUGUUUCAAUGGCUACACUGGCCCUAACUGCCUCAAUGAUGUUAAUGAGUGUAGCAGCGGACCCUGUAUGAAUGGCGGUAUUUGCUUGAAUCUUCCAAACCAGUUCCAAUGUGCCUGUCCCUCAGGCUACGAGGGCCUGCUAUGUCAAACAGAAAUUGAUGAGUGCGCCAGCAACCCGUGCGAAAAUGGAGGGUUUUGCGUGGAUGGUGGUAACCGUUACAUAUGUACUUGUAUCAACGGCUGGACUGGUACCAACUGUGACAUAGAUGUUGAUGAGUGUGCAAGCAAUCCGUGUAUGAAUGAAGGUUUCUGCGUGGAUGGAACCAAUGAGUACACCUGUACUUGUCUACCUGGGUAUACAGGGAGUCGUUGUGGAACAGAUAUAAAUGAAUGUGGUUCAAGUCCGUGCCAGAAUGGCGCGCAGUGUACUGACCAGAUUAACAUGUUUGAGUGCAGUUGUACUAGUGGAUGGAGGGGUGUCUAUUGCAACAUUGACGUAAAUGAAUGCAUAAGCAAUCCGUGUGCAAAUGGAGCGGCGUGUAACAAUCUUCAGAACCGAUACACAUGCACCUGCGCGGCAGGAUUCUCAGGCACACAGUGCUUAGACGAUCUGGAUGAAUGUGCAAGUUUCCCGUGUCAGCAUGGUGCCACCUGCAUCAAUGGUGCUAAUCGCUACACCUGCUAUUGUCCACCUGGUUGGCAAGGUGUCAACUGUGAUAUUGACAUUGAUGAGUGUGCCAGUAAUCCAUGCCAGAACAGUGCCGCUUGUAACAAUGGUCAGAACCAGUACGGAUGCACAUGCCAAGCAGGAUGGCAGGGAACUAACUGCGAAAUAGAUAUAAAUGAGUGUACCAGUAAUCCUUGCUUUAAUGGUGCCAUUUGCCAAAACUUGGAAAACAGCUAUACCUGCGUAUGCCAGGCUGGCUGGAAUGGAACACAUUGCGAUGAAGACAUCAACGAAUGCAAUAGUAAUCCAUGUCAAAAUGGCGGUGUGUGCUAUAAUUUCCAGAAUGCUUACACAUGCUUUUGCACAAAUGGGUAUUCAGGCAUUAAUUGCCAAGUUAAUACAAAUGAAUGUAAUAGUUUCCCUUGUCAGAAUGGGGGUGAGUGUAUUGAUGACAUAAAUAUGUACACUUGUGUAUGCCGACCAGGAUAUGGAGGUACCACUUGCAGCAUAGCUAUCAACGAAUGUGAGAGUAACCCAUGCAUUAAUGGCGGUACUUGUUCAAAUCUGGUCAACCAAUAUGAAUGCCUAUGUCAGUCAGGCUGGACAGGGACCACAUGCCAAACUGAUAUCGAUGAAUGUGCAUCAAAUCCUUGUGUUAAUAACGGAACAUGUAUAAACAGCGCCAACCAGUAUAUUUGUGAGUGUCCACCUGGUUAUCAGGGACAGAAUUGUGAUACAGAAACUAAUGAAUGUGGCAGUAAUCCUUGUCGGAAUGGGGGUGAAUGUACCGAUAGUCUUGACUUCUACAGUUGUGUAUGUAUUGUGGGAUACACUGGUUAUAACUGUGAAACAGAUAUUAACGAAUGUGCUAGUAGUCCGUGUCUCGGUACCGCCUCCUGCCUUAACCUUCUCAACAGCUACCGUUGCAACUGCCCGUCAGGAUGGACUGGCACUAACUGCGACCAGGAUGUUGAUGAGUGCGCACUCGCCCCAUGUCAGAAUGGCGGCAUAUGCGCCAAUGGUCAGAACCAGUACACCUGUAAUUGUAUUAAUGGCUGGACUGGUACCAAUUGUAAUCAGGAUAUUAAUGAAUGCGCUAGCAAUCCAUGCUUUAAUGGCGCCACCUGUGACAAUGGCCGUGACUUCUACCGUUGCAAUUGCCUACCGGGAUUUCAAGGUGUACACUGUGAACUUGAUGUCGAUGAGUGUAACAGCCAACCGUGUCAAAAUGGUGGAAUAUGUUUGAAUGAACCAGGACAGUACACUUGUAAUUGUCCCAUUGGAUGGGAGGGACCGUUUUGCACUGCAGACACCAACGAGUGUGCAAGCAAUCCCUGCUUGAAUGGUGGGUAUUGUCGCGACUCCUUCACUCAAUUUAUUUGUGAUUGUACUCCAGGUUUCUCCGGAACACGAUGUGAAUUAGAUUUGAAUGAGUGCGAAAGUUCACCUUGCCAAAACAAUGGUAUCUGUCUAAAUGGUGCAAAUCGCUUCGACUGCCAGUGCCAGCCAGGUUUUGGGGGCGUAUUUUGUGAAUUUGACCUUGAUGAAUGUGUACCCAAUCCGUGUCGCAAUGGUGGUAUUUGCAUGGACUAUGUAGGCUCCUAUACCUGUACAUGUUCCGAGGGAUUCUACGGAGCCAACUGUGACAAUAAUCAAGAUGAUUGUCUUAGCGCCCCCUGCCAGAAUGGAGGCGUUUGCCAGGACCAAGUCAACAGUUACCUCUGUAGCUGCGCUCCUGGUUUUACUGGAACAAACUGCGACCAAGACUAUAAUGAAUGCUCCAGCUUCCCGUGCCAAAAUGGUGGCGUCUGUACCGAUGCGAUUAAUGGGUUCUUUUGCACCUGCCAGCCAGGAUAUAGCGGCACACGAUGCGGUGAAGAUAUAGAUGAGUGUGCCAACCAGCCAUGUCGUAAUGGGGCUUUUUGUAUUCAGAGUAUUAACGACUACAGUUGUGUAUGCGUCAAUGGAUGGAAUGGCGAAAACUGUGAAAAUGACAUUAAUGAAUGUGCAAGCAAUCCGUGUCAGAAUGGUGGUGCGUGUGUCAAUGGUGCGAACAUGUUCACCUGUAGUUGUGUUACUGGAUUUUCUGGAACCCUCUGUGAAUCAGAUGUAAAUGACUGUAACCCGAAUCCAUGCCAGAACAGUGGUGUCUGUUUUGAUGAGACUAAUAGUUAUCGAUGCCAAUGUCCCGUUGGGUUUACAGGCACCCAUUGUGAACUGACUCUUGGAUGUAAUCAAGAAUACCAAAUACCAAGUUGCGAUAAGGUCACCAUUACAUCCCCGAAUUAUCCCGCCCCCUACGCCAACAACGCAAACUGUCUUUGGACUUUCACUGCAACGUCCAACACUCAGAUCCGUGUCGUUUUUUCAACAUUUGAUGUUGAGGACGAACAUGAUUUUGUGAAAGUUGGAAACACAGUCACACCAUUAUCAACAAACGAGAUUGUUACGUUAAGCGGGGACACGGUUCCACCGUCGUUUGUAAGCAGUGGCAACCAGCUGUGGAUGACGUUUGUGACGGAUUCCAAUAAAGUGGAGAAUGGUUUCUAUGUUGAGAUACAGGAUACAUGCUAUGUGGAGAAUCCCUGCAGUAACAUGCCAUGCUUGAAUGGUGGUACGUGCCUCACCCUGACCCCAACGACCUUUUCAUGUACCUGUGUCACUGGCUAUUCUGGAGAAUUCUGCCAAAUUGCACCAUUACCAUGCGCCUCUGCUCCAUGUCAGAACGGUGGGCAGUGCACAGACAGUGGUGGCUCACUGCUCUGUUCUUGUCCAAUAGGAUUCAGUGGUUCUUUCUGUGAAUCCACAUCUUCUCCAUGUGAUGAUAAUCCAUGCCUAAAUGGUGGAUUUUGCCAAGUAUCUGGAAAUUCCUACAUAUGCUCUUGUUCUGGAGAUUUUACUGGAGAUAACUGCGAGAUACCAGCUGUUGCUGUGUGUGAUAGUGCACCCUGUUUGAAUGGGGGGACAUGCACGCUUUCCGGAACAGCAUUUAUGUGUCAGUGUACCACAGGGUACUCUGGGACUACGUGUAGCAUACAAGCUGAUUUGUGUAAUCCUGACCCUUGCCAAAAUGGAGGUUACUGUAAUGAUAAUGGAGAUGACACGUACUCCUGCACAUGCCCAGCUGCCUACAGUGGCAAAAAUUGUGAGACCUUUGGAUGCACUGGCAACCCUUGUAUGAACGGAGGAACUUGUAGCGAUGCAGGUGGUGUCAUUACGUGUUCUUGUGCAAGUGGCUGGGCCGGAGACUUUUGUUCAGAUGACGUUAAUGAGUGCCUGACUUCGCCUUGUUUAAAUGGAGGCAUCUGCUCGAAUCAAGAUGGUAGCUACCUUUGUGAUUGCAGUAAUAUUCCAUAUGAUGGUGUCAACUGCGAAAUUGGCUUAUGUACACUGCAACCUUGCCAAAACAUGGGCACAUGCUACUCUUCUGCCUCAGGUAACUCCUACCUUUGCGAGUGUAUCACUGGUUAUUCUGGUACAAAUUGUGAGGUUCCUCCAGGAUGCACUGAAAAUCCUUGUUUGAAUGGUGGCACGUGCACCUCCAAUGAAGUCUGUAAUUGUACUCCAGCCUGGCAAGGCGCUACAUGUGCCGAGGAUGUCAAUGAAUGCAUCGAUAAACCUUGUCUCAAUGAUGGAGUCUGUAGCAACACUAUUGGGGCGUAUGAAUGCAGCUGCAGUGCUGAAUACCAAGGGCAGAAUUGCGGACAAGCUGCAAGUACGAGUAACAGUACUCUUGAUGAUACUGACAUCAUCAUCAUUGUCGGAGCCAUUCUUGGAUUUAUUGUCCUGCUAGUGGUAGCAGUAACCCUCUAUUAUUGCCUCUCACCAAAGGACAGAAGACUUGGCUAUGCAAUGAGCGAAGAGGAGGCAUCUCGCCUCCAUGCAGAAGAUGAUGUGAUGAGCCGAUCCGGAAUUCCUUCUCCACCCUCGAAGACUCGGAGUAGCGCUGAGAACGAGUACGGUUUUAUUCCGCCAAAUAGUGGUAGCAGGUCAACUAUUGCAGAAAUUAACAGCUAUGAAAACCCAUGGCCAGUCAGUACCGAGGAGUUUGAGCCGCCAAGAACAACAUUAUAGCCAAAUAUUAUCGCCUGAAUAUUUUUUCUACAUUUAAAACUUAUUAUUAACAAAUUGUGUACAUAAAAUGUUAAAGUUUAAACUUUCUUGUAAAAUGUCCAUGUAAUAUUCAAUUAAAGACUGUUACAAAAUAUAUGUUGUUUUCUUUGAAGAACUGAUAAUUAUUUUCAUAUUGUUAAGUGUGAAAUCAAAAUAACUGGUGUUUUUACAGUGUUUCGAAAUUUGGGUUCAAUACCAUUUUGUUUAUUGAUUAUUUUCAAAUACCUAAGAUUGUAUUGUACUGUAAGAGUUUAGGGAGCAUUCGAUUUGCACGACAACAGAGGACGUAGAACGUAAUGACGUCACUAAAAGUCAUCUGCGCAUGCGAGAACGUUAAGUUCGCCUUGCCGAGUAGAUUCUGGAAUGCAAUUUGGCCAAAUCUAUGUAUGCAGAGAACGUAGGACACCAGGUAGGAUGGUCACGCAUGAGUGAUUCUGUUCUAGCGUCGCGUCGUUGCGCAAAACGAAAGCUUCCUAUUCAGAUUUUUUCUAUGUGAAACAGUUCAAUGGACAUUUCCAAGGCCAAUCAAACUUAACUGACUAAUCAGAAAGUCUCAUUUAAUAGGUAGCACCAGAAACACACCUUCAUGACUGUGCGUUACAGUUGCUGUAUCCUAGCAACGAUUAAUAACCAAGAGGCUAGGCUUAGCUGAAUGGUCCAUUGUUACAUAUUUCAUUGGUGAUGGAUCUGGAAUCCUUGUUGUAUUUCUUAUAAACUGUAAAUAUAUGAACGAGUGUAAAUUCUAUGUUUCUUUUAUAUACAAUACAAUUUAGAUAUAAGCAAAUAUAUACAGUAAGUACUAAAGCCUGUUUUAAUCAUUUAAAAAGUAGAAUUUUUGGUUAUUUAAAGAGGCAUAAAGAAAAAAUACAUUUUUGUGGAAAAUUUAACAAACGU